AUGAUAAGGAUUGUAAUAGGUGAUUUCGGACGGGAACCACAGUACUUCCCUUGCAUAGGGAAGGAAAGUUUGCAUUGCAAUAUCAAUGACAAUGGUCAGCGAUUGAUAGCGUUUGCGACAUCAAAUGGAUUGACUGUUAGUAGUACCACUUUCCCGCAUAAAAAUAUUCACAAAGCCACUUGGAGGUCACCGGAUGGAGAAACCCUGAACGAAAUCGAUCACAUUCUCAUACAGACUAGAUACCGUAGUACAAUCCACGAUGUAAGAAGCCACAGAGGUGCUGACUGUGACACGGAUCAUUACUUAGUGAUUGCCAAACUUAGAUCAAAGUUAAAAAGCCAAUCGAGAUUAAAAGACAAAAGAGCUAAAUUCAAUCUAGAGUUACUAAGAGAUGAAACCGUGAGGAAAAAAUAUGAGAGCGAAGUAAGGAAAGAGCUUAAAGAAAAUAGCGUACAAAUAGAAAUAGAUGUAGACUUGGAUUGGGAAAAAGUGAGUAAUGCUGUCAAAAAAGCAGCGGCCACUAGCAUUGGUGAGCUAAAAAGGUCAAGAAGUACUUGGUAUAAUGAUGUGUGUAGAAUUGCUGUGGACAAACGUCGCAAAGCGAGAGAUGACUUUAUUAAGAACAACACUCAAACAACUAAAGAAGCUUUCAUUCGGGAACGUAAAAUCUGCAAAAGCGACCUUCAAAGGAAAAAAAGAAAAUUCUUUAACAACAUACUUCAUACCGCAGAGAACGAUCAUACGCAGGGGAAAACUAGAAAUUUUUUUAGAGUCAUCAAACAGUAUAAACAAUUCAACCCUAUAUGGAAUUCAAUCAGAGACCAAGACGGACAAAUGUCAAUGGAGCCAGAGUCAAGAGCUGAGAGAUGGAAAGGCUAUUUUUAA
Molecule: messenger RNA, 885 nt
Organism: Macrosiphum euphorbiae (potato aphid)
Lineage: Eukaryota; Metazoa; Arthropoda; Insecta; Hemiptera; Aphididae
Source: the annotation of a GenBank genome assembly